Molecule: messenger RNA, 834 nt
Organism: Akanthomyces muscarius
Lineage: Eukaryota; Fungi; Ascomycota; Sordariomycetes; Hypocreales; Cordycipitaceae
Exons: 1
Coding region: 1-834 (277 amino acids)
Source: RefSeq, a predicted model, not a curated record
AUGACAGACACCAAGACGGCGCCGCCAACAGCGGCCUCUAGCACAGCACCCCCACCAGCCUACGACGCGACUGUUGGCUCCUCCUCCUCGUCUGCCGCCACACCCUUCCAGACCAGCUUCGCCUCGCUGUCGCUGCACAUGAGCGACCGCCUGCGGCUCGUGCAGUUUCCCGCCGACGACGUGUCCGCCGUGCGCGACGUCCUCCGCGGCGUCUGGCGCGACGGCAUCCAGGCGGAGCGGCCCUACUCCGUCUCGCACGAGUUCAAGCUGCGCGGGCGGCCCUGGUCCGGCAGCGGCACGGGCAGCUACGCCGUGCCCGCCAUGGUGCUCAUGCGCGAGGUCUUUGCGCGGCUCUACGCCCGCGGCUGGGUCCUCACGGCCUCGACGGACAUUUCGCGCAAGGAGUACGACAAGGACACGCUCAUCUUCCGGCGGCAGGGCGGCGAUGGCGUGCUGCCGCCGGCGUCGUGGAUGGCCGUCAGCUUCAAGCAGGGGGACAAGAUUCGGCUGCUGGGCGCGCCGCCGGACCUGGUCGAGGCCAUGGCGGCCAUGCUCGCGCAGAUGCGGCUGCUGCAGGCGCAGACGGUCAAGCCGCAGCAGCACGAGUUCAAGCUCCAUGGGUAUCCGUGGAGCGCGUCGGGCGAGGCGACGAUGCACGCGCGGUUGUUGAUUCUGAGAAUGGUAGAAGUGCUGGAGAGGCAUGGCUGGAGUCUGUAUGCAAGCAUUGAUCAGAACAACGGACCGGGUGGUGAUAGUAGCUAUAGCGAGACGGACUGCUGGUAUUGCGUAAAGUCGUCGGACUGGACACCGGGAAGCAUUAUUCUUCAUCGGUAG